AUGUCCAACUGUCUGCUCAACUACACAACCUCUCCACUUAUUAAAGGGACCACACAACCCUUCAACUACACAACCUCUCCACUUAUUAAAGGGACCGCGCAGCCCUUCAACUAUACAACCUCUCCACUUAUUAAAGGGACCGCGCAGCCCUUCAACUGCACAACCUCUCCACUUAUUAAAGGGACCGCGCAGCCCUUCAACUGCACAACCUCUCCACUUAUUAAAGGGACCGCGCAGCCCUUCAACUGCACAACCUCUCCACUUAUUAAAGGGACCGCGCAGCCCUUCAACUGCACAACCUCUCCACUUAUUAAAGGGACCGCGCAGCCCUUCAACUGCACAACCUCUCCACUUAUUAAAGGGACCGCGCAGCCCUUCAACUGCACAACCUCUCCACUUAUUAAAGGGACCGCGCAGCCCUUCAACUGCACAACCUCUCCACUUAUUAAAGGGACCGCGCAGCCCUUCAACUACACAACCUCUCCACUUAUUAAAGGGACCGCGCAGCCCUUCAACUACACAACCUCUCCACUUAUUAAAGGGACCGCGCAGCCCUUCAACUGCACAACCUCUCCACUUAUUAAAGGGACCGCGCAGCCCUUCAACUGCACAACCUCUCCACUUAUUAAAGGGACCGCGCAGCCCUUAAACUACACAACCUCUCCACUUAUUAAAGGGACCGCGCAGCCCUUCAACUACACAACCUCUCCACUUAUUAAAGGGACCGCGCAGCCCUUCAACUACACAACCUCUCCACUUAUUAAAGGGACCGCGCAGCCCUUCAACUACACAACCUCUCCACUUAUUAAAGGGAUCGCGCAGCCCUUCAACUACACAACCUCUCCACUUAUUAAAAAAGGGGGGGUGGCGGGGUACUGCCUUUCUUGUUUACUAAUAUCCAUAAAGGGAAAAACACUCAUUGUGAAAUACUAUAAAGUGUUAAUAGACUAA
Pelobates cultripes (western spadefoot toad) is the source of this 951-nucleotide messenger RNA. Lineage: Eukaryota; Metazoa; Chordata; Amphibia; Anura; Pelobatidae. The record is from the annotation of a GenBank genome assembly.